ACAGCAGUCAGUGUUUUUAUUUAUUAGUUACAGCAGACAUUCAUCAGCAUGAGCAACGUCUACAAGAAGACAACCAUGUGAUUUAACCGCCAUUUUAUUUCUAAGCUAUUCAGACAUUAGCGUGCACGUUUAGCUGGGAGGGACCUCAGUUAGCUAGGCUUGAUAAACAAACCGGUAUUUCCUUCAAAGCUGACAUUUCAGCCAGAGACUCGACACAAAGGCUGCGGUGUAAGAAUAUUUUUGUUUAGGUGAAGGCAAGCUCUUCUCUCAGGAACACAUUUAGUCCGGCGAUCACCAUGAAUGACCAAAAGCCAAGACUUCCACCUCGCAGACCAGUUCUGCUCCAUGAAGGACCUCCAAAACUAUACCGUCUGCAUACAGAGAGGAAAUCUCUUGAUGAAAACUGUAAAGUCCGAAAAUGGACUUAUGGAGAAAAAGACACCAGUAAACCAAACAAAAUCAUUCUGCUGGUGGGAGAGACCGGCGCUGGUAAGACGACUCUAAUCAACUCCAUGGUCAACUAUGUACUCGGGGUGAAGUUUGAGGAUGAAAAGUGGUAUGAAAUCACAGAAGAAGAAUCCAGAGAUCAAGCAGAAUCACAAACCUCUGAAAUCACCAUGUAUGAGGUCUGUCCUUCGAAGAGUCCCAUGUCUCUCACCAUCAUUGAUACUCCAGGCUACGGAGACACUAGAGGACUGGACAAAGACCUAGAAGUCGCUGAGAAUUUAUCUGCACUGUUUCAGAGCAGGCAUGGAGUUUGUGAAGUUGACGCCGUGUGUUUUGUGACUCAAGCAACUAAGAAUCGUCUCUCAGACCGACAGCAUUACAUUAUCAGUUCAAUUCUGUCUUUGUUUGGGAAAGACAUUGUGAACAACAUUGUGUUUUUAAUCACACACUCUGAUGGUCUUCCACCCCAAAAUGUCUUCUGCGGCAUCAAAAAAGCUAGAAUCCCCUGCAGACGAGACAAAAAUGACCAGCCUGUUCAUUUCUUAUUCAACAACAGGCAGACUGAAGAACGUCACACUAAAGAACGGCACGUUCGAGCUCAAAGAGACGCCUGGGAAGACAGUAUGAAUGGCAUGAAGAAUUUGCUUCAAUCUUUGAAUGAAAUGAAGAGAAGAAGUUUAGAGUUGACUUCAGAUGUCCUGAUCGAGCGCAUUCAAUUUGAAGCAUCCAUCUGCAACUUACAGCUGCGAGUUCAAGAGAAAGAGCUGAAAAUAGCUGAAAAAUGUCAGAUUCAAGAGGCAAUGAUGCAAAACAAGGAAAAGAUAGAUCAGUGUAAAAACUUCACUAUUAAAGUAAAAAAGACCGUCAAACAGAAGGUGCCCAUUGAGAGUAAGUCGUGGAAGAACAGGAAGGCGACGACCUGCACCGUCUGUGAGGAAAACUGUCAUGAGUUUGACUGCUGGUGGGUUUCUAAUCCCAGCAAAUGUGAAGUUAUGAAAAAAGGCUACUGCACUGUUUGCACGGGAAGGUGUCACCACAGCAAACACGUCAAAGAAAACAAGAAAUACGCUGUCAGAAUUUCAAACGUCAUGAUGGAGUUUGACUCUAUAAGGAAAGAAUAUGAAAAAGCCCAAGAAGAUUCCAAGACAUAUUCCAUUUUAAUGGAUCAUCUUGACCAAGACCUGCAUGAGAUUGAGGACCAAAAGUCAAGUCUUCUGUCCGAAGGCCAGACCAUCAAGAAACUGUCUGAGAUUGCGUUAAAACCAGACUCUGCCUUCACUCUUCAGCACCUGGACUUCUUCAUCCCCAGAGUGAGAGAAGCUGGGAAAGAAAACUGGGUCCUAGAGCUGGAGGAGAUGAGGAGAAAAGCUGUAGCUGAUGAAGCCAAUAAAGAUGCUUUGAGUUAUCUUAAAGCUGGACUGACAAAACGCUUUGUGACAGGGAAAUGAUUGAACCCAGUAGAGUAAACAAAAAAGUAAAUGACUGCUGCAUGCCGUAACUGUAUAUGCAGGAGUUUCUAGAUAAACAGAAUGACUAAGUAAUGCAUACUAAAAUAUGAAAUUGCAUUGUCAAACAAUAUGUACUAUAUUACAUAUGAGAUUUAUGUUUUCGUUGUUGUCUAAUGUGAUACCUUCUUAUGGCAAUAAAAGAAAAGUGUCCUUGAA
Molecule: messenger RNA, 2111 nt
Organism: Puntigrus tetrazona (Sumatra barb)
Lineage: Eukaryota; Metazoa; Chordata; Actinopteri; Cypriniformes; Cyprinidae
Molecular function (GO): GTP binding
Source: RefSeq, a predicted model, not a curated record